UUCCCUACACUUGGUAAGUGGUGCCACAUAGCGAACCGUGGUGAAGUGUUCCUUUAGUGCACACGUUUAAAUGUCAGUGUGAACACUAAACAAUCAGCAAACUUAGCUAUAACUGUAGGGAGAUUCGGGACGUUAUUUCAAGCAGUUAUUCUGACGUUUCCCGUCCUUCGGAGGAUGUACACUGAACAGAAGAUCAUGAAGGUGUUCAUAACAAGACGCAUCCCACAGGAGGGUUUGAAGAUUUUGUCACAGGCUGGAGUAUGUAAGAUUUUACUGUGGGACUCGGAUGAGCCUGUUUCAAGGGCGGAGCUUCUGAAGGGCGUGGCGGGGGCCCAUGGGCUGCUGUGUCUCCUGUCGGACAAGAUCGACACUGAAGUUCUGGACGCAGCAGGUCCAAACCUGAAGGUGAUAAGUACCUUAUCUGUUGGAUUUGACCACAUGGCCAUGGAUGAGAUCAAGAAACGAGGGGUGCGUGUGGGCUAUACUCCAGGCGUCUCGACUGAUGCCACGGCGGAGCUGACCGUCGCCCUGCUCCUGGCUACAGCUCGGCGGCUACCAGAGGGCAUGGUGGAGGUUAUAAAUGGAGGCUGGAGCACCUGGAAACCUCUGUGGUUGUGUGGUUAUGGUCUGUCAGGCAGCACUGUUGGGGUUAUUGGACUGGGACGCAUAGGUAUGGCCAUAGCCAGGAGGCUGAAACCGUUUGGAGUGAAGAAGCUCCUGUACUCUGGAAGAACAGACAAAUCAUAUGCUGCUGAAGUGGAAGGAGAAUACGUGCCCUUGGACACGCUGGUGUCUGAGAGUGAUUUUGUUGUGGUGUCCUGCGCCCUCACACCAGAUACCCAGGGGCUGUGUAACAAGGAUUUCUUCUGCAAGAUGAAGAACACUGCUGUCUUCAUCAACACCAGCAGGGGUGCAGUAGUGAAUCAGGAGGAUCUGUAUCAGGCUCUGUCCAGUGGUCAGAUAGCUUGCGCUGGGCUGGAUGUCACAACCCCAGAACCACUCCCCACCGACCACCCCCUCCUCACCCUCAAAAACUGUGUGGUCUUACCCCACAUUGGCAGUGCCAUCUACUCCACACGUGGCAUCAUGGCAGAGCUGUCCGCCAACAACCUGCUGGCAGGCCUACAGGGCACAGACAUGCCCAGCGAACUCAAAUUCUAGUGCUGCUCUACGACUAUACAACUCUGCCUCUGUCCCCUCCUUAGAAUAAUUCUGGUCACCCAAUCAGUAGUCAUUACCAGGAAGGUUCGAGCCGUAAGUGACCAGGAAAUACAUCUGUGAUGGAGUAUUGCAGUUGUAUUAACAUGCUCUCCAAACAUGAAGGUCAACCUUUGCCUCUCGCGCUUAGAUCUUACAAUGUUUAAAGAAAUAACACAUUUGUGGUAUUUGACUUGAAUUUUGAAGGAGGAAGUGUAUAGUAUUGACGUUUUGAGAACAUGCCUUGGCACUCUCUGACAGCGCUCCUAAGGGUCAGCCAUGGCUUCCUUUGAAAGACGUAGAUAAGCACCACAAUGAGUGCACACACUACUAAUUCAUUACAGUGGCCUUCUCGUGCUUAUGAAACACUUUAAUGUACAAAAUACUUUAUCUAAAAUAGUAAAUUAGUAGUUGUGAUGGUAAUGUUCUGUUGUUCUCAUUCCAGUUGAGAUGUGUGUUUAACAUAUUGAGAUGGAUCUCAGUUGUCUAGUUGUGGAUAAGAUACAGUGCCUUGCGAAAGUAUUCGGCCCCCUUGAACUUUGCGAACUUUUGCCACAUUUCAGGCUUCAAACAUAAAUAUAUAAAACUGUAUUUUUUUGUGAAGAAUCAACAACAAGUGGGACACAAUCAUGAAGUGGAACGACAUUUAUUGGAUAUUUCAAACUUUUUUAACAAAUCAAAAACUGAAAAAUUGGGCGUGCAAAAUUAUUCAAUACUUUGUUAUAUACCCUUUGUUGGCAAUGACAAAGGUCAAACGUUUUCUGUAAAUCUUAACAAGGUUUUCACACACUGUUGCUGGUAUUUUGUCCCAUUCCUCCAUGUAGAUCUCCUCUAGAGCAGUGAUGUUUUGGGGCUGUUGCUGUGCAACACGGAAUUUCAACUCCCUCCAAAGAUUUUCUAUGGGGUUGAGAUCUGGAGACUGGCUAGGCUACUCCAGGACCUUGAAAUGCUUCUUACAAAGCCACUCCUUCGUUGCCUGGGCGGUGUGUUUGGGAUCAUUGUCAUGCUGAAAGACCCAGCCACGUUUCAUCUUCAAUGCCCUUGCUGAUGGAAAAAUCUCACGAUACAUGGCCCCAUUCAUUCUUUCCUUUACACGGAUCAGUCAUCCUGGUCCCUUUGCAGAAAAACAGCCCCAGAGCAUGAUGUUUAUGGUGUUCUUUGGAUGCAACUCAGCAUUCUUUGUCCUCCAAACACGACGAGUUGAGUUUUUACCAAAAAGUUAUAUUUUGGUUUCAUCUGACCAUAUGACAUUCUCCCAAUCUUAUUCUGGAUCAUCCAAAUGCUCUCUAGCAAACUUCAGACGGGCCUGGACAUGUACUGGCUUAAUCAGGGAGACACGUCUGGCACUGCAGGAUUUGAGUCCCUGGCGGCGUAGUGUGUUACUGAUGGUAGGCUUUGUUACUUUGGUCCCAGCUCUCUGCAGGUCAUUCACUAGGUCCCCCCGUGUGGUUCUGGGAUUUUUGCUCACUGUUCUUGUGAUAAUUUUGACCCCACGGGGUGAGAUCUUGCGUGUAGCCCCAGAUCGAGGGAGAUUAUCAGUGGUCUUGAAUGUCUUCCAUUUCCUAAUAAUUGCUCCCACAGUUGAUUUCUUCAAACCAAGCUGCUUACCUAUUGCAGAUUCAGUCUUCCCAGCCUGGUGCAGGUCUACCAUUUUGUUUCUGGUGUCCUUUGACAGCUCUUUGGUCUUGGCCAUAGUGGAGUUUGGAGUGUGACUGUUUGAGGUUGUGGAAAGGUGUCUUUAAUACUGAUAACAAGUUCAAACGGGUGCCAUUAAUACAGGUAAUGAGUGGAGGACAGAAGAGCCUCUUAAAGAAGUUGUUACAGGUCUGUGAGAGCCAGAAAUCUUGCUUGUUUGUAGGUGAACAAAUACUUAUUUUCCACCAUAAUUUGCAAAUAAAUUCAUUAAAAAUCCUACAAUGUGG
Messenger RNA from Oncorhynchus nerka (sockeye salmon), 3119 nucleotides. RefSeq names its product glyoxylate reductase/hydroxypyruvate reductase-like. The coding region runs from base 175 to 1161 and encodes 328 amino acids. The record is from RefSeq and is a predicted model, not a curated record. Gene Ontology annotation, molecular function: hydroxypyruvate reductase (NADH) activity; hydroxypyruvate reductase [NAD(P)H] activity; glyoxylate reductase (NADPH) activity. NCBI's taxonomy places the organism in Eukaryota, Metazoa, Chordata, Actinopteri, Salmoniformes, Salmonidae. The transcript has 9 exons. Gene Ontology annotation, cellular component: cytosol.